This is a messenger RNA of Scaptodrosophila lebanonensis, 848 nucleotides long. It is a transcript of the gene Fkbp12, whose product is annotated as 12 kDa FK506-binding protein. The coding region runs from base 109 to 435 and encodes 108 amino acids. Gene Ontology annotation, molecular function: peptidyl-prolyl cis-trans isomerase activity. The record is from RefSeq and is a predicted model, not a curated record. The transcript has 2 exons. Lineage: Eukaryota; Metazoa; Arthropoda; Insecta; Diptera; Drosophilidae.
UAUUACGGCCAUUUUGAUUUUUUUUUCUUCCGUCAAUAUCUUUAUAUCGGCGUCGGCCGUGCAACGUGCAUUUGUGAAAAUUAGCUUGCAAAGAAACUAGUAAAUACAAUGGGCGUACAGGUUGUGCCAAUCUCUCCCGGUGAUGGUAGCACAUUCCCCAAGAACGGCCAAAAAGUGUCGGUCCACUACACGGGCACUUUGGACGAUGGCAAGAAGUUUGAUUCCUCUCGCGACCGCAACAAGCCUUUCAAGUUCACCAUUGGCAAGGGCGAGGUAAUCCGUGGCUGGGAUGAAGGAGUAGCUCAACUCAGCGUUGGACAGCGUGCCAAGUUGAUUUGCUCGCCGGACUACGCCUACGGUAGUCGUGGCCAUCCUGGUGUCAUUCCUCCCAAUGCCACCCUCACCUUCGAUGUGGAGUUGCUCAAGGUCGAAUAAAUUGCGACCGUUAGCGGAGGGCUGGAGCGCGUAUUAUGAGCAGCAGUGGGAAGUGGGCGGCGCAGUGUAAUGGACCCACUGUAGUAUACAUAUAUGCGUUGUUGGGAGGGGUAGCUGCAGCUGCUGUCUGUAUACCAACUCUCAACACACACACAACCCCAUAACGCUUAUGUAUAUAGAACAUCAGCUCGACGCUCCAGCUGCAGGAACAUUCUCAACUAAAACCACUACACUAAACAACCAAACAAGAACAAUCCAGCAGCAUUUUAAAUUCUAUUUUUACGCAAAAGAGAUUGGCGAAUUUCGCGGCUCUAUCCAACCGCAGACAUCUAGAUUUAAUUAACUCAAUGCUAUUGAAAAAGGAAAACGCAUCUACGCAUACAAAUAAACAUUUAUUCAAGUCAAUGACAAAA